Messenger RNA from Corticium candelabrum, 1494 nucleotides. Its product is annotated as glycine amidinotransferase, mitochondrial-like. Bases 122 to 1312 code for a protein of 396 amino acids. Gene Ontology annotation, cellular component: mitochondrion. The transcript has 2 exons. The record is from RefSeq and is a predicted model, not a curated record. Lineage: Eukaryota; Metazoa; Porifera; Homoscleromorpha; Homosclerophorida; Plakinidae. Gene Ontology annotation, molecular function: amidinotransferase activity.
CGCGAGAGGGUCUGGUACGAGACUACUACUUAUACGAAUCACAUUGGACCUCACAGCUUCAGUUAAAGAAAGUAGGCGGGAUAAUCCCAGAUCUCUCCGCCGUUCGCUCGAGUCUACACGCAUGGCGAUUGCUGCGCUUGCUCAAUUCCAAAGAUCUCCUUCUCUCUGGAUUUUGUCAACAGGCCGCUUCUUUACUCAUUUGUUUGGCAGACAAAACCGAAAGCUCCAAUCUACCGCUCCUGAUGACUGUCCUGUAAACAGUCACAACGAAUGGGACCAUCUGGAAGAGGUUAUUGUCGGACGAGCAGAAGGUGCGUAUAUACCGCCGCAUAGUCUGGAAGUAGAGGCAAUUUGCGACGGUGAAUUGUUGUCAUAUUACGAGAAGCAUGCUGGACAACCGUUUGCUCGUGUAGCUGAAGCAGAAUCAGAGGUUAAGGAAUUCUGUAGGGUGCUCGAACACGAAGGAGUGACUGUCAGGCGACCGGAUGUUCAAGAUCAGUCUUUCGUUUACUCGACACCCGACUUUAGUAGCUCGGGUAUGCACAGUGCCAUUCCUCGGGACAUCAUUCUGACCGUCGGUAACGAACUGAUCGAAUCCCCAAUGGCGUGGAGAAGUCGAUUCUUCGAAUACCGUGGCUACCGCAAUCUCAUGAAAGAAUAUUUUCAAAGAGGAGCAAAGUGGACGACAGCUCCAAAACCGUUCAUGUCUGAUCAACUAUACGACCAAGACUAUGUUGGCACAUCAGCCGAGGAUCGUCGUUCUCUAGUAGCCAAAGGAAAGUUUGUGACAACAGAGUUUGAGCCAUGCUUCGAUGCAGCCGAUUUCAUGAGAUGUGGACGAGAUAUUUUCGCUCAGAGAAGUCACGUAACAAACAAAUUUGGCAUUGAGUGGUUGCGACGCCAUCUUGGUGACGACUACCGCAUCCACGAGGUGUCCUUCGGCGAUCUCAAUCCCAUGCAUAUCGAUGCCACUCUUCUUGCCAUACGUCCAGGUAUUGUGUUGUCGAAUCCCGAGAGACCAUGUCAUCAGAUCGACAUUUUCGAGAAAGCAGGAUGGAAAGUCGUCUCUGUUCCUGCACCGGUUGCCGAUGAUUCCUGGGUGGCAUCAAACUGGAUCUCUAUGAACGUUCUCAUGUUGGAUGAGAAUCGUGUCGUCGUUUCAGCCAAAGAAUAUCCAAUGCACAAGAUGUUUGAAUCUCUCGGUAUCCAGUGCAUCAAAGUCGACUUGAGCGUUGCUAAUGAAAUUGGUGGAAGCUUUCAUUGCUGGACAGCUGAUGUGAAGAGAAAGAGUACACUCGAGUCAUAUUUCUAAACAACUUUAGUCUAACUACAAAUGUUGCGCUUGAUUAUCUAGUGUUCACUGCAGUUAUUGCAUAUUUUAUACUCCUGCUAAAAUUCAUUACUAGAUCCAGCUAGCGGAUGAUGUAAUGUAGCAUCUGUAACGGGACAAAUACUACUCGCAACGCCUUGCCAUAGCUAUUAAUUCGUUUCUGU